GAAAUCAUAGAACUUCAGAACGCCAUGGUGACUUGGUACCAAGAAAACCAAAGAGAUCUGCCUUGGAGAAAAUUGUCCAAGCAUCAAGACAUAAAUAAACGGGCGUAUUCAGUAUGGGUAUCAGAAAUUAUGUUACAGCAGACUCAAGUUGCUACUGUCAUAAAUUACUAUAAUAAAUGGAUUAAGAAAUGGCCGACAUUACAGGAUUUAGCUAAAGCCAGUCUUGAGGAAGUUAAUGAAAUGUGGUCUGGGCUAGGUUAUUAUUCAAGAGGAAGAAGGCUUCACGAAGGAGCACAGAAGGUUGUCAAUGAAUUGAAGAGUGAGAUGCCACGAAAUGCUGAAAGUCUGAUGAAAAAAUUACCAGGAGUUGGAAGAUAUACUGCUGGCGCCAUAUCAUCGAUAGCUUACAAUGAACAGACUGGAUUAGUUGAUGGAAAUGUUAUCCGAGUUCUUUCUAGAUUACGUAUUAUUGGUACAGACAGUACCAGUCAAACAGCUAUCGAUACGUUUUGGAAUCAUGCUAAUAAAUUGGUUCCUGCAGACCGUCCUGGAGAUUUCAAUCAGUCGAUGAUGGAACUAGGUGCCACAAUCUGUACUCCGAAAUCUCCUUCCUGUUCAACUUGCCCUGUACAAUCAUUCUGUAAAGCU
Lottia gigantea (owl limpet) is the source of this 648-nucleotide messenger RNA. RefSeq lists its product as hypothetical. Gene Ontology annotation, molecular function: oxidized purine DNA binding; purine-specific mismatch base pair DNA N-glycosylase activity; 4 iron, 4 sulfur cluster binding. The record is from RefSeq and is a predicted model, not a curated record. The annotation marks the transcript as partial. Lineage: Eukaryota; Metazoa; Mollusca; Gastropoda; Lottiidae. The transcript is spliced from 7 exons. Gene Ontology annotation, biological process: base-excision repair; mismatch repair. Gene Ontology annotation, cellular component: nucleus.